AUGGCCAAGUCUGGUGCAUUCUUCCUAGCGGUUUCAUGGACAAUCUUGAUAUAUGGAUUUUUUUUUGAGGGUUUGGUAUAUGGAUUUCAACCCCUUCAAGCUCAAAAAAUACAUAGUAUUCCUCAAAAUAAUACCAAUUCCAAAACUCAGACCCUUAAUGCAAUUGAUUCUUGUUGGAGAUCAAACCCAAAAUGGGAUUCAAAUCGCCAAGCUUUGGCUAAUUGUGCUAAAGGUUUUGGAAGUGAUGCCCUUGGAGGGAAGAAUGGUAGGAUAUAUGUUGUCACCGACCCCUCUGAUGACCCUAUAAAUCCCAAGCCAGGUACACUCAGAUUUGGUGCGAUCCAAUAUGAACCGUUAUGGAUCAUUUUUCAAAGAGACAUGGUCCUUAAGCUGGAGAACGAGCUGAUAAUGAAUAGUUACAAGACUAUAGAUGGAAGAGGAGUCAAAGUUGAGAUUGCAAAUGGACCGUGCAUCACAAUUCAAAAUGUGAGCCAUGUUAUUAUUCAUGGGAUUAGCAUCCAUAGCUGCACGGUAGGGAAACGGGGGCUGGUUCGAAGCACCCCAGAUCACGUCGGCCUCAGAUUGGGUUCUGAUGGAGAUGCAAUUACUGUAUUCACAUCUUCUCAUGUUUGGAUUGAUCACAACUAUUUAGCUAAUUGUGCGGACGGCCUCGUGGAUGUAGUCAGUGGUUCGACAUCUGUGACUAUCUCCAACAAUUACUACACUCAGCAUGAGGAGGUGAUGCUUUUUGGACAUCGAGAUGGCAAUAUUGAGGACCAAAUUAUGAAGGUGACCGUUGUAUUUAACCAUUUUGGUUAUGGAUUAGUUCAAAGAAUUCCAAGGGUUAGGGUCGGCUAUGCUCAUGUAGCAAACAAUUUCUACGAGCCGUGGCUUUUCUACGCAAUUGGUGGAAGCUCAAAUCCAACAAUACUUAGCGAGGGGAAUUACUUUAUAGCUCCAAACCGUACUGAUACCAAACAAGUUACCAGGAGAGACAAUGCUGGUGGUCCGAACAAUUGGAAGAAUUGGAAUUGGAGAUCCCUCGACGAUGUGUUUGUGAAUGGGGCUUAUUUUGUUCAGUCUGGAAAUGGAAGCUGCUACCCUAAUUAUAAUGGAUCUCAAGUAUUUACUGUGGCUUCAGGAGAUUUGGUUCCUUCUUUGACAUCGGAUGCAGGUCCCCUCAAAUGCUAUCCUGGAGUUGCGUGCUGA
Molecule: messenger RNA, 1209 nt
Organism: Coffea eugenioides
Lineage: Eukaryota; Viridiplantae; Streptophyta; Magnoliopsida; Gentianales; Rubiaceae
Product: putative pectate lyase 2
Exons: 4
Coding region: 1-1209 (402 amino acids)
Molecular function (GO): pectate lyase activity
Source: RefSeq, a predicted model, not a curated record